CACUGAAUAAACAUUACCUGUAGAGGUGGUGGUGAUCAUGGUCCUCUAUCGAGUAUUCUCCACUCCUCAUCUGAUCAAGCAUUAUUCCACAGUAUUCUCAAAGGCCACCGUGUUCCAGAUCAUAACAUACGCUCUCGUUAUCCUAGCUCCAUUCUUUAUUGCCUAUUCAACUAGAGAUUUUUGGCAGUACACAAGUAGCUAUAGAGAGCAGGCUGAUAUUCAUUUUAUUGGUCAGUGGAUAUUUCAAGUGACUACAGACGCUAGCCCUAUAGCAAAGACAUGGAGCAGUUACAAUGGCCUGAAUCGUUUACUCCAGGACGACACAUUGUCACCUUUAAACUCUGAAAUAUCAAUACCAAUAGUGAAAUUCAGAGAACAGGAUUAUAAUUAUGAUCGUAUUAAUGAUCAGUUGCUAUUGACAAUAGAAUAUAACGAACUGGAGUAUAAUAUAACCGGAAUACAAGGGCUUCUCUUUUUUGAAGUAUCACUAAAUUCACAUGCAUCAGUGACACUACAAGGUCUCAUUCAUUUCAGUAACAGUUGGUCAUUGCCAGCAUCACAUUACUGGCUGCUAGGUGACACACUGAUAUACCAGAGAGACCCACUUCCAGCCACUGGGAGACUCACCACACACAACACUACCAUAUACAAUGACACCAGUAGACUCACUCAAGAUAAUGAGAUAAUUGGAAUAUUAAAGAAUUAUCAGCAACGGAAUUUAUCAAUAUCAUUGGCUAAUAGAAUGGAUUAUUGGGAGUAUGGUACAGGGUCCAACUUCACAGCUCACAUCUCUCUUACUUUCCCUGUACAAACACUGAUCUACAUCCCAGGACUCUGGCAAGUAUUAAAGUUUGCUUGGAUACAGUAUCUUGCAAUACUCGUCAUCUUUUAUGCUGUGCUGAGUUGUGUACAGUCCUUUGUGUUCCAGAACCAAAUAAUACUGACAGUACAGGCCAGAACUGAUAAAAAACCUCACCAACGAUGAUGUUUUCAUUUUUUUGUUAUAAAAUACUUUUGCAACUAUUGGCUUGUGAAAUGCAUGGGCAACUCAA
This is a messenger RNA of Amphimedon queenslandica, 1052 nucleotides long. RefSeq names its product transmembrane protein 231-like. Lineage: Eukaryota; Metazoa; Porifera; Demospongiae; Haplosclerida; Niphatidae. Gene Ontology annotation, biological process: regulation of protein localization; cilium assembly. Bases 38 to 985 code for a protein of 315 amino acids. The record is from RefSeq and is a predicted model, not a curated record. The transcript is spliced from 5 exons. Gene Ontology annotation, cellular component: ciliary membrane; ciliary transition zone.